Messenger RNA from Penaeus monodon (black tiger shrimp), 2502 nucleotides. RefSeq names its product obscurin-like. The record is from RefSeq and is a predicted model, not a curated record. The transcript is spliced from 7 exons. Bases 156 to 1391 code for a protein of 411 amino acids. Gene Ontology annotation, biological process: synapse organization. Gene Ontology annotation, cellular component: neuron projection membrane. Lineage: Eukaryota; Metazoa; Arthropoda; Malacostraca; Decapoda; Penaeidae.
UAGGAAAAUAUGCCAUAACUUGGUGGCUUUCUCAUUUUAGGUGGAAUUAUGAAUUCUUAAGUCUUAGGGAGAGAGCGGGGUUUAUGGAACUUCUCUUUGCAAUUGCAUAAAGUAACCGUUUCCUAACGAACGCUUUCCUUCCAUUGCAGAGAACGAUGGCGGCUUUGCUCCUUAGGUAUCUCGUGCUUGGAUUCACUAUCGUAGGAGGCGCAGGCAAGGAGAUGCGCCCUCCGAUGCUCCAGCGCCCCGGCGUCCUCAUGGGUCCUUCGCCUAGAACCACGAGUACCACCGCCACCUCUUCCUCUUCCUCUUCUUCUUCUUCUUUCUCUUCUUCGUCCUCCAUCUUGUCUCCAUCCUCCUCCUCCUACGUCCCUCCCGCCCCCGGCCCGCUCUCGCCUGCGUCGUUCGUGGAGACUCCCGAGCGCCUGCAGCCCCAUUCCCGCGCUCAGGAAGAGGAAGACGAUUAUUUGUAUGAGGAUUACGAGGAAGGCGACGGAGAGUACGAGGACGAGAAGGAAGAGGAAGUGAAGAUUAAGGUGCGGGAACCGUUCUUUGGCACAGCGAACAGCACCACGACCACGGUGUUCCUCGGCGCCACGGCCACCCUCGACUGCACCGUGCAUGACAUCGCCAACGAGUCGGUUACAUGGAUGAGACGUGUUGAUGACAUGCUGGAGCUGCUCACGUGGGACACCCACACCUACGCCAAAGACAAAAGGUACUCCGUCGUGUCGGACGGCGGGGCCGGCUGGAGGCGGUGGAGGCUCCUGAUCAACGGGUCGCAGGUGGAGGACCAGGGCCAGUACCGCUGCCAGGUGGCCACGCAGCCGCCCAAGAUCCUGGCCGUCACCCUCGUUGUCACAGAGCCGCAGGUGCAAGUGGUGGACGAGCGCGGCACGAAGGUCGUGGACAAGCACUACAACAGCGGGAGUAUGAUCGAGCUCAAGUGCGUGAUCGAGAAAGUGCCCUUCCCGCACCUCACGGUCAACUGGCUCCGCGGAUCCACCGUCCUCUCCUUCAACACGUCUCGGGGAGGAAUCAGCGUGAAGGGCGAUGCUGCCUCGGGCUACAUCAGGAGCCGCCUGUACGUGGCCGACGCCUCCCCGGCCGACUCCGGACUGUACUCCUGCUGGUACGGGAACUACACCAGCGACACAGUCUCCGUCCAUGUCAUAGCCGGCGAGAACUCGGCAGCAAUGCAGCACGACGCUCUUCCUGACGGAGCCACAACGAGCGGCGCGUCAUCACCUCACUGCCCAGGCCACCUGUACCAGCUGCUCAUCCCCGUGCUUUCCAGCUGGUCCUUGCCUAAUGUUAUCGCCGUGUUUAUUACGUGGCUGUAUUCUUCUCAGUCAUUCUGGAUCAGUAAGAUAAUCGGGGCAACGAGAUGAUAGGUUAAGCCAAACAUCAUGUUAGAGAGGCUUAUUUUGUACUCAGCCCCCGUAUCUAUUUGCGUUGCUGGCCUGUGUUGCUGUGUGCACUUCUUUUGUGCCUGGGACGCAUGUACUUGCGGUUGUGCGUGCGUGCGUGCCUAUGUGUGGAUGUGAGUAUGUCUGUGCGCGAUGUUGUGUGUGAGUAAAAUUUAGCUGCGUGAUUGUGUUUCUGAAUGACUUCCGCACACCAGAUCUAGUGAUCUAUUUUGUGUACCUCAGCUGGUUGUUAAGACUGUACGUUGUGAUAUAUAAACAUAAAUAUAUAAAACCUGAUUGUUGUGUUAGUUGUAGGCAUAUUUAAGUUAUAUGUAUGUUUUCUGAGGCAACAUAUCGCCUAGCCAGUGGAAUAUAUUUCCUCAUCUUGUUGAGAAAGAUGAAAGAGAGGGAGGUAUAUUGUGCAACUGAAUAUCAAAAAUGUAGAACAUCAUGUAAUCAUGCACUGCUACUUACCCAGUAAUAUACAAAAGUCGGCAAGUAUUUAUAAAGGAAACCGCACCGUUAAACUAAUAGCAAAUGUCUUAUAUUUGUGUUUCAGGAUUAUAAUUUCUUCUGUUCUUUUCUUUUCCUUCACCAUGUGUAUCAGGAUUUUUUUUUUACAAGAGUAAGGAAACCGACCUUUUACUAAGGAAAAGCCGAUGUAGUCACGUGUAAUUUUGCAUUCCCUUCUUGAAGAUAAAGCCACGAAUGCACUGCUAUCUUCGCUCAUAUUGAAACAAGCAUGGUAAUGGAAUGGAUGGUAUACAUUGCACUCAGGCAUCUCAAGCUAGUGUUCGCAUACAUUUUCGUAAAGGACCAUGGAGGAGGAACAGCCUUAGCCUGUCGUGGGUUGAAGACAGGCUGCGACUACGACCAUUAUCGAGCUACUUUCAAGCACAUGAUUCUUUUACAUAAUAAAUGCUCACGACUGAGACAUCAGUGUGUAAAAAAAAAAAAAAAACAAUAAAUGGAGAAAUGAUAUAACUCUAUAUCUCUAUGAAUUUAAAAAAGUAUAAUGCUGCCAUGUUUUGUAAGUAACCAAUGUGAAUUUUACCGUGUAUCCACUGUAAGGAAAUAAAACAAAAACAAAACU